Haliotis rufescens (red abalone) is the source of this 612-nucleotide messenger RNA. RefSeq names its product ganglioside GM2 activator-like. Gene Ontology annotation, molecular function: lipid carrier activity; enzyme activator activity. Lineage: Eukaryota; Metazoa; Mollusca; Gastropoda; Lepetellida; Haliotidae. Bases 1 to 456 code for a protein of 151 amino acids. The transcript has 5 exons. The record is from RefSeq and is a predicted model, not a curated record. Gene Ontology annotation, cellular component: cytoplasmic side of plasma membrane. Gene Ontology annotation, biological process: ganglioside catabolic process; lipid transport.
AUGUCGACAUCAACUAUACAAGGGCCCGUUUACACCAAUCACUUAAUAGUCACAAAUUUAGUCUUCUCCCCGGACCCGCUAGUCUUCCCGGGGGAGUUCAAUGUGUCCUUCCAGGCUGAACUCAAGAUAGACGUACCAAACAAUCUGAAGGCUCAGGUUCAGCUGUCCAAGAGAGUUGGCAGCCAGGAUGUACCGCUUCCAUGUGUAGCGAAUAUAGGAAGCUGCGUCUACGACGACCUGUGCAGCAUCCUCAGCGGUGUCGUGUGUCCCCGGGAAUUUGUGACUGCUGGUGUACCGUGUAAAUGUCCCUUCAAAGCGGGCACCUACAACCUCCCCGUGGCAACGUUCCGCGUGUUCGCAGCCUUCCUGCUUCCUGGUGUCUACACCUUCGUUGUGAACCUCACACAUGGCGACAUCUACCUUGGGUGCUACAAACUCGUAGCAACAUUUGCUUGAGAGUGAGGCCUAUUGCAUUGAAUCAACCUUGAUAGGUGAGGUUCCAAUAUGAGCGAGAAUGCUUGUUCAUGUAUGGCAACUAUUGCCUAUUUUAAAAAUUGUGGAAUUGUGAAAAUUACCAAACUCUGCAGCACGAAUAAAACAAUUUGUCACUGA